Lotus japonicus is the source of this 3681-nucleotide messenger RNA. Its product is annotated as formin-like protein 1. The record is from RefSeq and is a predicted model, not a curated record. The transcript is spliced from 4 exons. Bases 190 to 3393 code for a protein of 1067 amino acids. Gene Ontology annotation, biological process: actin nucleation; actin cytoskeleton organization. Gene Ontology annotation, molecular function: actin filament binding. NCBI's taxonomy places the organism in Eukaryota, Viridiplantae, Streptophyta, Magnoliopsida, Fabales, Fabaceae.
UUUCACAACAUCAUAAAUUCAACCUUUUCAGAAAAACAAAGCAGCACACUACAAAACAAACAUUGAGACACAAACUCUCCCUGUUCUUCUGCUUCCUCAGUCCCUCUCUCUGUGACAGAAUCCCCCACUAAAAUCUCCUCCCAUUACUGCAUCUCAAACUCAGCCUCAUUCCAAUUUCACACCAGAAAAAUGCUAACCCUCUUGUUCUCCUUGUUCUGUUUCCUCUUCUCCUCCAAAACUUUUGUACCAUCCACCACCAUAACCACCGCCACCACCACCAAAAUCACCACCAGAAGAAUCCUCCAUGAACCCUUUAUGCCAUUGAACACCCAACCUCCAUCUGAACCACCAAAACCACCACCACAUCACCCUAACUCCCCUUCAACCCAAAUCCCCAAACACCCAUUUUCCACCACCACCCCAGCCUCCACCACCACCCCAACCACAACAAAUGACAACCAAGACCAGUCCCCAUUUUUCCCAAAUUACCCUUCUACCCCUACCCCUCCCCCUCCUUCUCCCAUCACCUUUGCUUCCUUCCCAGCCAACAUCUCCUCUCUUGUCAUCCCUCACUCUUCCCAACCCACCACCUCUUCCAACAAACACCUCCCCGUCGCCCUCUCCGUCACCGCCUGCGCCGCCGUCGCUGUCGCCGUCGUCGCCUUCAUCUACUACCGCCGGCGCGUCCGAAACCGCCGCGACGCCGCCGACAGCAAGGCCUUCAGCUCCGACAGCAGCUUCGGACUGUUCCCGCACAAUGCCGACAUUGGAGCCCGCAGCUCCGAGUUCCUCUACCUCGGCACCGUCGUGAACUCGCGUGGAAUCGACGACGCUCCACGUGGCGGCGGCAUGGCUGAGACCCGGAGAAUGGAGUCGCCGGAGCUCCGGCCUCUUCCGCCGCUUGCACGUCUCCCUGCGCCUCCGUUGCCUGCCCAUAGUGACGCGGGUUCGGAGGAGGAAGACGAAGAGUUUUACUCGCCAAGAGGGUCAUCCUUGGGUGGCCGUGAGAGCUCCAUCGGAACAGAAUCAGGUUCCCGGCGAGUGUUCUCCGCCGUUUCCGGCGAGAAUUUCGCCGGCAGAACCUCCAGCUCGCGCUCCUCUUCCUCCUCUGUUUCUCCAGAACAGUCUCAUUCCAUCACCCUCUCGCCGCCGGCGAGUUUUAGUCCCCGGAGAAGACAAUCAAAGUCACCGGAAACCACCCCACCCCACAAUGCAGAACUAGUCUCAUCAUCAACUCACAACCAGAACGUUCAAUCCUCUUCAUGUUCUUGCUCUUCUUCGUUUUCUUCAUCACACUCAACGCCAGAGAGAGAUUCUGUAGAAGAAGAUACUCACUCUCCUUCAAUCUCUCAACAUUCCUCAUCACCUAACAAAAUUCUGGAGAAAAAUCCAAAUGGGUCAUCAGAAGAGAAGAUUCUGGAGAGUAAUGAAGAUCCAUCACUAUCACUGAAGUUUCAUUCAGAACAAGAACUACUAAGGCUAUCUAAUGCUUCUAGUGAAAGUGGAAACUCUGUGUCUUCAUCUUCAGCUUUUUCUCUACCUUCUUCGCCGGAGAAGAUGGUGCACCAUCACAGUUUUGAUCAGUCUCCGAGAAUAUCAAGUGUCUCUGACAGGUUAAAGCUACCGGGGUUGUCAUCACUGCCUCUGUCACCCACCCUGCUUUCAUCACCGGAAACUGAAAGAGGUUUCAUUGGAUUUUUCAAUGCUGUGCCUCAGAGGAAACAAUGGGAAAUUCCUGUGUUGUCAACUGCAUCUGUUGACAAUGUUGUGGAUCAAACUGCAGGGUUUCCGGUUCCUCCACAGAGGAAACAAUGGGAGGUUCCAAUUCUUUCAACCCGGGUUGCUCCAUUACAUCCACUGCCGCCACCACCGCCUCCUCCUCCGCUGCAGCAGCAGCGGAGACAGUGGGAAACCCCACCUCCCUUGAAGGCUGUUGGGGAACCCAUUUGGGGACCGCCGGAGUUAAUGCCUCCUUCCAGGCCUUUUGUGUUGAAAAAACCAGCAACCAAUGUUUCUCCUGUUGAGUUGCCAUUGCCACAGAGUUUGAGAGAAGCUGAAGAGCCCUUGAAACCCAGGUUGAAGGCCCUGCAUUGGGACAAAGUGAGAACAAGCUCUAGUCGCGAAAUGGCGUGGGAUCAGCUGAAGUCGAGCUCGUUUAGAUUGAAUGAGGAAAUGAUUGAAACAUUGUUUGUCAACACAACAAACCAGAAACCCAAGGCUGCUACUCCACGCUCUGUUCUUCCCCCACAAAAUCAAGAGGACAGAGUACUUGAUCCUAAAAAGUCUCAAAAUAUUGCGAUCAUGCUCAAAGCUCUUAAUGUCUCUACAGAAGAAGUGUGUGAAGCACUUUUAGAAGGUAAAACUGAUACACUCGGAGCAGAACUACUUGAAAGCUUGUUAAAAAUGGCACCAAGCAAGGAAGAAGAGCGUAAACUGAAGGAACAUAAAGACGACUCAUCAAUCAAACUUGGUCUGGCUGAGAAAUUUUUGAAGGCUGUUCUUGAAGUACCUUUCGCAUUUAAAAGAGUUGCAGCAAUGCUUUACAUGGUCAAUUUUGAGUCUGAAGUGGAGUAUCUUAGGAAAUCAUUUCGAACUCUAGAGGCUGCGUGUGAAGAGUUGCGAAAUUGUAGAAUGUUCUUGAAGCUUCUACAGGCUGUACUUAAAACUGGGAACCGCAUGAAUGUGGGGACAAACCGCGGCGAUGCAAAGGCCUUCAAACUUGAUACACUUCUCAAGCUGGCUGAUGUCAAAGGGGCAGAUGGGAAAACCACUCUACUGCAUUUUGUUGUGCAGGAAAUUAUUCGAACUGAAGGUGCUCGUAGUCUCUCUGGUACUAAUCAAACUCCAAGCUCUACUUUGAGUGAAGACAAAGACGCAAGGUGCAGGAAGCUUGGCCUACAAGUUGUAUCUAGUCUGAGCACAGAUCUAUCAAAUGUGAAGAAGGCUGCUACAAUGGAUUCUGAAGUUCUCAGCAGCGAUGUCCUUAAACUUUCCAAAGGAAUUGCGAACACUGCAGAGGUUGUUCAGUUAAACCAAACUGUGGCGGGAUCAGAUGAAAGGACUCAGAAAUUUGCUGCAUUCUUGAACAAUUUUAUUAGAAUGGCUAAGGAGGAAACUCUGAAGAUUCAAGCCCAAGAAAAUGUUGCUUUGUCCCUUGUGAAGGAGAUUACUGAGUAUUUUCAUGGGGACUUGGCAAAGGAAGAAGCUCAUCCAUUCAGAAUCUUCAUGGUUGUAAGAGACUUUUUAGCGGUUCUUGACCGGGUCUGCAAAGAAGUUGGGAUCAUAAAUGAGAGAACCAUGGUUAGUUCAGCUCAUACAUUUCCUGUUCCAGUUAAUCAAAUGCUUCCAGAACCCCUUCCUGGAUUGCAUAAAAGGCAAGAGUGUAAUAACUAAUAACUCUUCAGAUGAUGAAUGUUCAUCACCCUAGCCAUAUAAGUGAAUUCUUGACUGCAUCUUCUCCUAAGAACAACCUGGGAUCAGGUGAUUUUGAGACUGGUAGGAACCUACAUGGUCUGGCAAAAAAUCUUUGUAAAAGGUUUCAGGCUUUCAGCUUAUGUAGAUUAUUAUUAUAUAGAUAAAAAGAUACAAGAUUUUUUUCGGAAGAAAAUAGUAUAUGUAAGAUAAGGUUUUUAUAGUAGCAUGUAAAUAGCUUUUUUAAUUAGAGAGAAGUUUUUCUAGCAA